Messenger RNA from Mesorhabditis spiculigera, 1533 nucleotides. The record is from the annotation of a GenBank genome assembly. Lineage: Eukaryota; Metazoa; Nematoda; Chromadorea; Rhabditida; Rhabditidae.
AUGCAGGCCGAGACAGCUGAGGAAGACGGGCAAAGUGGGAGUCGCUAUCCACGGCGCGAACGGAAGCAGGCCAAAAAGCUCGUGAUCGAGGAGGUCGUCAGGAGAAAGCGGCCGGUUCGCCCCCCAUCUCCCGUCAUUCAAUUCCUGCCGAUCGAACGUCCCGACUGGCUCCGCGGAAUUUUGGCGAACAAGAACAAAAUUAGGGGCGACCGUGGCGUACGCUUCAUCGAAACGGCGCGAUAUCGGCUGAUCCCUAGAAGGUCUGAUGCGGUGCCCGGGAUGGUUGCUGUAUCCGAUGGUGACGAUACGAUGCUGAUGCCGCUCGUGCUCCCAGAUCAAAUAGACCCAGUCUAUGCGGAAAAAGAUCCGGACGGCGUUGAGGCUGGGGAUGGCUGCUUUUUACUCGAAUUUUCGGCCUUGCUUCAAAAAGGCCCCGAACCGGCGCUCGAAAAUCCCGCUGAAGAGGAGGAACAAGGAGAAUUGAUAGAAACUGAUGAGCCUCUACCUGGCAGCCCGGCACCUAUCGAGCCUCCACUGCCUGAGCGCGUGGCGAGAAGGCGCCGAACUGGCGUUUUCGAGGUCCCAGUGAUAACAAGCCCGGAAGCUGAUGUGAGCACAGAAUCGGAGCCCAUGCCGACGCCUGAACCUACGGUCGAAGCAGAUUGUACUACAGAACCCCCUACUCAAGGCGAAAUGACGACCGAGGCUUCAUCCCCAAGACCGCAGAGCAUCAGCCCGGAAUUGAACGACGCCCAACCUCCGGAAGCUCGUGCUAUUUUCUUCGGGCGACGGCAGCUGUUGGAUAUGCCUGUUCCACCUUCCCCGCCGGUCUGCGUAUCCCGGCAUGAUCCUAACGUCUUGGGUUCUGGCCGUCGCCCGUCCCCAGUUGAUGCUCAAGAUGAGCAGAAGUUACGUGAAUUCGAGCCGGCCCCAAUUGUGCGGACACGCGGGAGGCGUUCGAUGUAUUUGCCCAUUCCUUGCGAAAUUCUGGGAGCUGGCAGUUCAACCGAAAAUACGACUGCCGCGGAAACGAUCCGGCCAUCAUCACCAAAAGCAGUAGAGCCACUGCAUGGAUCCGAGCCACAACCGGAAGCACCGGCGCCCAUCGUGACGAAAAGCCGCACUCGCCGCUCCAUGUAUCUGCCGACUCCCAUUGAUCUCGAAGGUGGCAAUGUGCUGAAACGAGCCUCGCCCGACCAGGAACAAGAGAACCAGCCGAUACCGACCGUCUUCAAAAGCCGCUCGCGCCGUUCGAUGUACCUGCCUCCUGUGGCCAUUGAAGAACCAGAGAUCCCUGCCAUUUCUCGCCUCGAGGUGGCUGAGAACGCUGAGAAUACCACUGAACAGUCUGUCGUACCCGAACAAACUGAAGCUCCAACCGAUCAACAGGAGUACAAGGCGGAAAUGCUGGCACGCAAGAAUCGCCCGCGCCGUUCGAUGUACGUGGCCCCAGAAGCGCCCAUCGACUUCCAGCAGUUGCCCGAAAAACGCCGACGUCGCCGCUCAUCAUAUUUCCAUCCGGUUCCGAAUUCA